AUGGAUCCGGGCAGUGGUGGCGGCGGCGUCGGCGGCGGCGGGAGCAGCAGCGGCAGCAGCAGCUGCGACUCGGCGCCCGACUGCUGGGACCAGGCGGACAUGGAAGCCCCCGGGCCGGGCUCAUGCAGUGGCCCUGGCGGCCCUUUGGCGGCGGCGGCGGGCGAGGCCCAGCGUGAACCCCUCAGUGCGGCCUUCAGCCGGCAACUCAACGUCAACGCCAAACCCUUCGUGCCCAAUGUCCACGCCGCCGAGUUCGUGCCGUCCUUCCUGCGGGGCCUGGCCCAGCCGCCGCCACCCUCAGCCGGCGCCUCGGCCAACAACCACGGAACCGGCAGCGGCGCGGGAGGCUCUUCGGCACCUGUGGAACCUUCUCAAGAGGAACAGUCGUUGUGUGAAGGUUCAAAUUCAGCUGUUAGCAUGGAACUUUCAGAACCUGUUGUAGAAAAUGGAGAGACAGAAAUGUCCCCAGAAGAAUCAUGGGAGCACAAAGAAGAAAUAAGUGAAGCAGAGCCAGGGGGUGGUUCCUUAGGAGAUGGAAAACCCCCAGAAGAAAAUGCCCAAGAAAUGAUGGAGGAAGAAGAGGAAAUACCAAAACCUAAAUCUGUGGUUGCACCACCAGGUGCUCCUAAAAAAGAACAUGUAAAUGUAGUAUUCAUUGGGCAUGUAGAUGCUGGCAAGUCAACCAUUGGAGGACAAAUAAUGUAUUUGACUGGAAUGGUUGACAAAAGGACACUUGAGAAAUAUGAAAGAGAAGCUAAAGAGAAAAACAGAGAAACCUGGUACUUGUCUUGGGCCUUAGACACAAAUCAGGAAGAACGAGACAAGGGUAAAACAGUAGAAGUGGGUCGUGCCUAUUUUGAAACAGAAAAGAAGCAUUUCACAAUUCUAGAUGCCCCUGGCCACAAGAGUUUUGUCCCAAAUAUGAUUGGUGGUGCUUCUCAAGCUGAUUUGGCUGUACUGGUAAUCUCUGCCAGGAAAGGAGAGUUUGAAACUGGAUUUGAAAAAGGAGGACAGACAAGAGAACAUGCAAUGUUGGCAAAGACAGCAGGUGUAAAACACUUAAUUGUGCUCAUUAAUAAGAUGGAUGAUCCCACAGUGAAUUGGAGCAAUGAGAGAUACGAAGAAUGUAAAGAGAAACUAGUGCCAUUUUUGAAAAAAGUUGGCUUCAAUCCCAAAAAGGAUAUUCACUUUAUGCCCUGCUCAGGACUGACUGGAGCAAAUCUUAAAGAGCAAUCAGAUUUCUGUCCUUGGUACAUUGGAUUACCAUUUAUUCCAUAUCUGGAUAAUUUGCCAAACUUCAAUAGAUCAGUUGAUGGACCAAUCAGGCUGCCAAUUGUGGAUAAAUACAAGGAUAUGGGCACUGUGGUCCUGGGAAAGCUGGAAUCAGGAUCUAUUAGUAAAGGCCAGCAGCUUGUGAUGAUGCCAAACAAGCACAACGUGGAAGUUCUUGGAAUCCUUUCUGAUGAUGUAGAAACUGAUUCUGUAGCCCCAGGUGAAAACCUCAAAAUCAGACUGAAAGGAAUUGAAGAAGAGGAGAUUCUUCCAGGAUUUAUACUUUGUGAUCCUAAUAAUCUUUGUCAUUCUGGACGCACAUUUGAUGCCCAGAUAGUGAUUAUAGAGCACAAAUCCAUCAUCUGCCCAGGUUAUAAUGCGGUGCUGCAUAUUCAUACCUGUAUUGAGGAAGUUGAAAUAACAGCCUUAAUUUGCUUGGUAGACAAAAAAUCAGGAGAAAAAAGUAAGACUCGACCCCGUUUUGUGAAACAAGAUCAAGUAUGCAUUGCUCGCUUAAGGACAGCAGGAACCAUCUGCCUUGAGACCUUUAAAGACUUCCCUCAGAUGGGUCGAUUUACUUUGAGAGAUGAGGGUAAGACCAUUGCAAUUGGAAAAGUUCUGAAACUGGUUCCAGAGAAAGACUAAGCAUUUUCUUGAUGACCCUGCACAAUACUGUGAGGAAAAUUGACUGCAAAAGCCUACUUCACACCGCCUUCUCAUAUUUUCUGCCCAUUGACAAACCUCUCCCCAUAUUUUGCAAGACAAAAUUCACAGCAAAAGUCCACAUUAUGUCAGCUUUCUCAUAUUGAGAGCUCUGCUAUGCCACUGUUGAAUUUUUCCCAAUAUUUUUUUCUUCCCCUCUCAAACUGCUUCCUUGGACAGAUUUGGCAAUAGCUUUGUAAGUGAUGUGGACAUAAUUGCCUACAAUAAUGAAAACCUAUAGAAAUUUUUUAAUUUUUCAUUUUCCCCUUAGGCAUACAUAGUCUUUUUCCCCCCAGGCAGAUCAUUCUGAGUGUGCGAGUGUGUGUGCACAUGUUACAAAGACAACUACCAUGUUAAUAAAAUAUUCAAUUUGAAACCCUUUUCGGUAUUUGAAUUGCUUUUGAAUAAUGUUUUUUAUCUGGAUAUAACAUUGUUGCAUUAGCUUUUUAACGUUACCAAGUAAUUGAAUGCAUUUUAUUACUUGGACUUUUCUAAACUCUUUCCCUAUCCACUACUUUAAAUGAGGCAUUUACAAACAGUAUUCAAGUUUGUAUUAAAGGAAAGAAUUAGUUUGACCUCUUUUUGAUGGUAAUGCAUACAUAUAAUUAAAUACCUUUCUGUAACUGUGACACUGCUUUAUUAGAUCUAUCAGUUAUUUUUGGUCAAUUUAUAUUUUAACAUUAUUUCUUAAACACAGUAAAUUGUUUUAAAAUAAAAGCAUACUGUUUUUUUUAUAAGAAGGCAUAAUUGUACCCCUACAAUAAAUUCCAUUACCAUGUUAAAUUAGUGGAAUUUACAAUAAAGAAAGCAUGGUGAGACCUGGCAAAACUGCCUUCUUUAGAAUUUAUAAGAGCUGCAUGCAUCUAGUAAGAAGAUUAUCAAUUGGAAGUGCCAGAUCUACAAAUUACUCAUUUUACUAUUUGUAUCACUGAUUUUAAACGUUUGGGUGUUCCUUGCUGGUUAACGAUAAAUCUCAUCCAGCAAUUAAAUGAACACAUUCUUAGGAACCAUCAGAAUUUGCACAGAUUACAGUUAACAGUGAUAAGUAGAAUCAAGCACAGUAUAAGUUUUUUUUCAACUAUUUGAAAUUGUUUUCUUAAAUAUAAAGCUGAAAUUUGUUAAACUAUGAUUUGGAUGAACCACAAUGUAGCAUUGUGGUGGUUUUUAGAUUGAAGGAUGGCUUUCUGCUACAACUCAUGACUUUGACAUUUUUAAUGAGAAUAAAUGGGAAAUGGAAAAGAAUUUCUCAGUUUAUUGGAAGCCCCCCUUGAUUUUGAGUGUUGCCAUUUAUUGAAGACUUGGCCUCUUUUAGAUUAUAAUUUAUCUCUAAAUAAGAUACAUUGUAAUUAUUUAUUUAAUGCAUUAGUUUAAUUCCCUGUAGUCUUCCUUAGAAAAGAAAAGCCUAGUCAAACUAAUUCCAAUCACAAAACCUGAAACUUAAUUUAACUCUUAUUUUCUUAACUAUAGAAAUCCCAUUCAUCUCAUGAAUGGGCUAUAUUUUAUGAACAGAGCAACAUUAUUCUCUUGCAGCAUCCUGUAACUAUACUCAUGGCUAUUAAAUUGCAUGAAUUUUAAUUCUAUUAUGUCUGCACAUCUCUGGGCUUUUAUUUUUCUGGGAAAUAUGGGAAUUUUAAUCAGUACAUAAUAACUUUUUGUACUUCCAAGUUAAUAACAGAAUAGUAGUAAUUGCUUGGAUUUUAAUGAAUCUUUAAAAACUCAAGAGUUGUUAAAAUUACUUCUAAAGAUAGAGUUCCAUUUUUAAAUUGAACACAUUUUAAAAACCAGUUAUGCUUGCUAUUAAGACAUUUACAUUUUUAGAAUAUUAUGUGCAUGUUGCCAACACUCUUAAGUAAAACAUGGCUAUUAACUGUGAAGGGCCUACAUCUAAAAUGUAAUUAUGGAAGAAAAACUUCAUGAAUUCUUGCACAUUUGUGCAAAUAAUUAUUUAACAAUAACCUCAUUGUUAAAUUAACCAACAUCAUAUGCUUUGUGAGCUUUGACAUUUUUUAGAGAAGUAUUCUUAAAGUUGCUGCAUUUUAAAUUAAUUACAAUGGAUAGUUAUUUGGAUGGGGAAAUAAAUGACUGAAAUAAACUGGCAGUGUGUGGUGAUGUUGGACCUUUAAAAAGCAAUACAGAUUCCUAUGCUGUCAUUUUGUCUUCUGCAAGUGCAGGUUUGUUUAUAUGGUUGACAAUGCAAAAAUAGAGGACAAUUGGCAGCAGAUUUGGGAUAUUACAGACCUAAACAUUUCAUCUUUAACAUAAAUGUGGUAGAACAAUUGUCUUUGCAUCUUUUUACAUUACUGAUGUUGUUUAUACAACUUUCAUGCUAGAUUAUUUAAUUAUAGUUUUUUAAAAUUAGUUAACUGAAUUUAAGAGAAGAAAGAUACCAUUGAAAUAAAUGUCUAAGUAAUUGCUAUUCUAAACCCUUAUUUCUUACUGUGGGGGGCUGGUAUAGUAUCUAUUUCUUGCUUUUAAUUUGCAAAAAAGGACUUGCCCAGUGAAAAUCUAUGUAAAAUCAAAAGAGUUGAACUGAGUAUGUACUGCCAUGAACUUAAUGUAAACAAAUAGUAAAGUUGUUGAAUUAAGCCCAUGUACAUUUGUUUGUUUGAAUUGAAAGUCUUGAUAUAUGUGAUAAUUGAAUGUAAAAACUUUGUAAAUUGUAAAAAAGUCCAGGUUGUUCACUGUAACGAGGCAAUUAAUACUUCUCUGCUAGUUAUAUAGAGUACAAGAACUGCUUUACAAUAUGGGAUGUACUUUGAGCGAGAUGCCAUCCUAUCAGCUGAGUGCUACAGAUAUUUUGGGUCAUAGUUUCAACCAGAUGCAGUUUUGUAAUCCAAGAAAAAGGUGAACCUAUGGUCAAAAACUGCUUCCAUGAUGAACUUUUGAAAAAAGUCAGCUAAACUCCCUGGCAAUCUUCAGGAACACUAUUUAUGACUAAUUACUCCGUGAUCUUUGAUGGCUAUUCCACAUGACAGCACUAUAGCACCUUUCAUCAUUGGCAUGGACUUCCUCACUGACUGCUGCUUCAUGGAUGGUAGCUUCAUUGCUUUGGGUAGGGAUUUAAGGUAGUCAAGGGACAAAUAUACAGUUUUUAUUACAGCUCUUAACAUCAGGCAACUAUCAACCUUUAAAAUCUUUGUGAAAAUUCUGGUUCCAGCACUAUAGCUCAGAUUGUAGGUUAAGUGUUAUAUUCAGUGUUGGCCUACCUUAUCAGAAUAAACUGUGCUAUCAAUCCUCUCUCAGACAUAUGUAAGGUAGAUAGCAAUCAAUAGGAUUUAGGGGACGAUUUUCUGUCUCCAAAUAAUACAGCUUUUAUUUCCUCCAGCAAAUUUCUCAGUGAUUCUAGCAGAUAGCAUCUAAUACAUUCAUGAUCUUGUUUCUUUCUUUAGAGAUCGUGCCAUGGCAGCAACUUGUUAAAUAAAUGUAAUUACAUAGCACAACUCAAAAGACUAGAUUAAAAUUUAGCAGCCAGUUGUUGAUAUUAGAUUUGAUAGUAAAUGGAAUAGAAGUGUUCUUAUAUUCCUAUAGUAGUUCAGUGGACCCCAUUUGAACCAAUUUACUGUUGGAAUUCAGACAGGGUAGAUUUGGUUCAACUUGUAAUGGUUUUGGCUCUAGGAUAUUCUUGAUUUUCAAUAUCCUAGAACAUAUUAAGUCUUCCCUUCAAUAAAUACACUUUCACAUACCUCUAAUCCUAUGCUUCCUUGAAACAGUAAUAUGCUAGCAAGUUGUUUACUAAGGAAUGUUAUAAGGGCCCUGGAGGAAAUGGUGAUUAAAACCUUUAUGUUCUCCAACAUAAGGGAAAAGCAGAGGCACCAUGUCUGAUUAGGCAGAAAAUUACACAGAAUUUCUUAAGCAACUCUUGGGAUGGCAAUUGCCUUUUCUGCCUUGUCACACAUGCCACUGUGCCAUUUAAAAAUUAACGUGGAAACCUCAGGUUUGUCCCCUCUGCCAGGCACAUUAGCUUAGUGCUUCAGAUGUCAGCCCAAGUCCCUGCUACCUCCUUUCCUGCUGCCCUGGAAGAGUAUUUUGCUGGAGCUGGAACUCCUGCAUUCAUUCCUCAGGUGAUCAUCCACAUGAAUUAGGUGAAACAGGUCUGAGCUUUGAAGGUCUGCAUUUUAAGAACUCGCAAGUGGGCUCGCAGAAAUCAACACAUCUUAGUUAGCUAGUUUCUUCUGUUUGUUCUAAAGGAAAUGUGGAUCUCUUUCAGGCCAAGGUUUAGAAUCUAGUUUUCACUAGACAGCAGGUUAGUACCUAGUUCUCAUUUAAAAAAGAGGGGGGGGGGGGCGCUAAUUAGGUUUGCUGGUUUUUUAAGAAACUAAAUUCCAAAGCAUGGCAGAAUGCUAUAGGUAGGAAUUAGGGGAAUCCAAGGUAAAGAAACCUUUUUCUUAUGAUUUGUAGCUACCUACUGUGCCUGAAUUGGUGCCUGUGUGAGGAUUAAGCCCUUAGUCUGCUCUUGCAAUUACUAAAAUGACAAGUUUAAAAGUACUUGCUUUUGUAAUAAUAAAAAUUGUCACCUACUCUUUUGAA
Molecule: messenger RNA, 6501 nt
Organism: Myotis myotis
Lineage: Eukaryota; Metazoa; Chordata; Mammalia; Chiroptera; Vespertilionidae
Gene: GSPT1
Product: G1 to S phase transition 1
Exons: 15
Coding region: 1-1917 (638 amino acids)
Biological process (GO): translation
Cellular component (GO): translation release factor complex
Molecular function (GO): GTPase activity; translation release factor activity; GTP binding
Source: RefSeq, a predicted model, not a curated record